UGAAAACUGUUUAUGAACUGGCAUCUCUUCUUGGAAAUGUAAAGCGAGAACUCUUUAAGUGGCGAUUUUUUUUUUUUUUUUUUUUUAGGGGUGGGGGGGAGGAAAGAAUUCAAUAUCAUGCAGGCUUAGAGUUUUGAUUAUAUCCUCCUUUUAUAUUCCUGGAAAUCACAAACUGUCGUUGCUUAGCAUCUUAGCGCUUUCUUUUUUUGCUAAUAGAUUCCCGCGGUCUGGUUUUGUUGUGGGGGGAGCGAUUUUUUUUUUUAAUUUUUUUUUUUUUAAUUUUUUUCCUCCUCUUGAGAAAAAAAAAAAAAAAAAAAAAAAAAGGAAGGAAGGAAGCAACGAACCUCUCUUAUUGAAAUUAAAAUGAGCUCCUAUUUUGUCAACUCACUCUUCUCCAAAUACAAAACCGGCGACUCCCUGCGCCCCAAUUACUAUGACUGUGGCUUCGCGCAGGAUCUGGGGGGCAGACCCACCGUGGUGUACGGACCGGGCGCGGGCGGCACCUUCCAGCACCCGCCCCAAAUCCAGGAGUUUUACCACGGCGCGUCCUCGCUCUCCAGCUCCCCGUACCAGCAGAACCCGUGCGCCGUGGCGUGCCAUGGCGACCCGGGCAACUUCUACGGCUACGAGCCCCUGCAGCGGCAGAGCCUGUUCGGGGCGCAGGAGCCCGAGCUGGUGCAGUACGCGGACUGCAAGCUCGCCGCCGGCGGCCUCGGCGAGGAGGCGGAGAGCUCCGAGCAGAGCCCUUCUCCCACCCAGCUCUUCCCCUGGAUGCGGCCGCAAGCAGCCGCCGGACGCAGGAGGGGGAGGCAAACCUACAGCCGCUACCAGACCCUGGAACUGGAGAAGGAAUUUCUAUUUAAUCCCUACCUGACCCGCAAACGGAGGAUCGAGGUCUCGCACGCCCUGGGAUUGACAGAGAGGCAGGUCAAAAUCUGGUUCCAGAACAGGAGGAUGAAAUGGAAAAAGGAGAACAACAAAGACAAGUUUCCCAGCAGCAAAUGCGAGCAGGAGGAACUGGAAAAACAGAAAAUGGAAAGGGCCCAGGAGGUGGACGAGGAAGGGGAAGCACAGAAGGCGGACAAGAAAUAAAAGGAGUUUGGAGGACUGAAAGGCGAGCGCUGCCGGGGUGGGAGAGCCCCCAGCCCCGCGUUAAUGGCAGAUCGUGUAAGGGAGGGCUGGGGGGGGGGACAAGGGACAAAAAAAAAUCACAACAAACCAGAAAAACAAAGCGUAGAAAAGAGAAAAAGGGGGAGGGGGGGAAUAAAUAAAUAAAAAAAAAAAUCCCCCAGCCCCUUUUAUUGCUGUAAAACAAUAUCGCUGUAAGCACCACUUUCCCGAUUAUCCCUCGAUACAAUGAGCGGAGGGCGGGGGGGACCGCGGGCUCUCCGCUGCCUUUUGCCAGUUAUUAACUAGUGGUAGUGUAACGCAAUAGCUUCUGUAAAACAUGACUGUGAAAUUCUCUCUCUCUCUCUCUCUCUCUGUCUUUCUCUCUUCUUCUUCUUCUUCUCCUUUCCGGGGGCGUGGGGGGUGGGUUGGUUAACAUAGCUUUCAGCGCUAUAGGAGUUCCGUGAUAUUACAUUUGUGCACUUUUUUUUGUUGGUUUGGUUGGUUGGGUUUUAAAUUUGAAUUUUAGUUGGUUGUUUCCCGGCCCUUUCUAUUUGUUUUAUUUUUUCUGUUGUGGUUUAUCUGUGUGUGCUGGAGGUAGCUAUUGAGAAGAACAUCCCAACAACAUGAAACUGCCUAUUUAUGCUGUAGUUAUCUCUCUCUUCCUCUCUCUUCACUUUCCCCUCCUCUUCUUUGCCUUGGUUAGGCUGUUUUCUUUCUUUUUAUUUUUUUUUCCUUUUUUUUUUCUUCCCGAUUUGUCAUUGUCUCUUCCAAAAAAUCUAAAAAAAAAGGGAAAAAAAGGAAAAAAACACAAGAAAAAAAAUUUUAAAAGCGUUUUUUCUCUCCUUUAGUUAGCAUGCGCACAGUGAAGCAAGUCGUAAAGUGAUCUUUAGGUUAACUGUGAAAAAGAAUGUAUACUGUAUACGUGAAUUACUUUAUUGGGGGAACUAAUGCUAUAUUUUGUUGUUCUUUCACCACUUUGUUCUAUUGUCUAAACCUGGAAGCGGCGGAAGAAAAGUUACAAUAAAGUUUACAAGCCACAA
Messenger RNA from Prinia subflava (tawny-flanked prinia), 2150 nucleotides. RefSeq names its product homeobox B8 (gene HOXB8). Gene Ontology annotation, biological process: regulation of transcription by RNA polymerase II. The transcript is spliced from 2 exons. NCBI's taxonomy places the organism in Eukaryota, Metazoa, Chordata, Aves, Passeriformes, Cisticolidae. Gene Ontology annotation, cellular component: nucleus. The coding region runs from base 364 to 1092 and encodes 242 amino acids. Gene Ontology annotation, molecular function: RNA polymerase II transcription regulatory region sequence-specific DNA binding; DNA-binding transcription factor activity, RNA polymerase II-specific. The record is from RefSeq and is a predicted model, not a curated record.